AACAAAAACUGUGAUAUUCCUUGUUUAGAAUUUCAACCUCACUCUUUGAUUCCUUCAAGAAAAACCCAUUGGUCCAAGCCAACUGACCCUUAAAUAUAUAUAUGUGAAAUAUCGGAAGAAACAUGUUUGUUGGAGUUUCAUUUGAUUUUUAGUUGCUUUAUUUCUCUUUCGAAAGAAAACAAAAGGAGAGAGUGAGAGUGAGAGGUGAAAGAAGAUGGAAAGUGCAGUUCCAUUGAUGGCAAUGGUAGUUCAGCAGUUAGCACAAGUUGGAUCUAUGGUGGCAGCAAAAGUGGCUAUGUCAACUGGGAUGACUCCUUUCACUUUUACUUUCUACUCAAGUGCCUUUUCAACUCUCAUUCUUAUUCCACUUUCCUUCCUCCUCCAUAGAUCAGCUCUUCCACCUCUUUGGCCAACUUUUCUCUAUGGAUUUUUCUUGCUUGGCCUAAUGGGUUUCUUGAUGCAAGUUGUUGGAAUUCUUGGACUUCAAUAUUCCUCUCCAUUACUUUCCACAGCAAUAUUGCAACUAAUUCCAGGGUUCACCUUCAUUCUUGCCGUCAUUCUCAGGAUGGAAAACUUUGACUACAAGAGUUUGAACACAGUGGCUAAAUCUGUUGGGACCUUGGUAUCAAUAAUAGGUGCACUUGUUGCAACUCUAUAUAAAGGUCCUCAAGUUUUUGGAAACCAUUUGAAUUCAAUAUUAACAGCUCCUUCUCAUUUUCUACUCAACCAAUCUUCUGCCUGGGUAAUUGGAGGUUUGCUUAUGAUGAUUACCUCUCUAAUUGCUUCAGUAUUUAUCAUUUCACAGGCAUUUGUCCUUAAGAAAUACCCGACAGAGCUGAUUGUAAUGCUGUUUUAUAGCAGCUGUACUACAAUUUUGUGUGCUGCUUUCUCUUUAAUUACUGAAAGAGACUUGAAUGCUUGGAGCUUAAGCCCUCAGCGCAGAUUAAAGGCUCUCAUAUACUCGGUAAUUAAGUAGAUACAUAUGUUCCUUGAUGCAUCAAUCAAUAUGUACAUUUACCACCAUAUCGAACCUUGUGAAUUGCGUGAAAGUAAAAUACAUCAAACUUAGAGGGUCAAAGAGUUUUAGGACCCGUUUGGCCAUAGAUUUUGCCAAAAUAAAUUUGGGUUUUAUUGGCAAACACAUGUUUGGAUAUAGAUUUUACCUAUAUUUUGACAAAAUUCCAAAUCCAAAAAAUAGCUGGUUUUGGGCCAAAAUGUCACUAUUACAUUUUUAAAAAAUUGUCCCAAACUUUUGUAUUUUAUAAAAGAACCAACUAUUUUUUAUUUUGUAACAAUGUUACUUCAUCUUCCCGUUCAUCUGAUAAUGUAUCAUGUAGAUCAUUAUAAAAAUGAGAAUGUUGUACCAAAUUUAUUUAUGUUCAGGACUAUGAUUUGGGAUAAUAUAAUAAAUAU
This is a messenger RNA of Nicotiana tabacum (common tobacco), 1413 nucleotides long. Lineage: Eukaryota; Viridiplantae; Streptophyta; Magnoliopsida; Solanales; Solanaceae. The record is from RefSeq and is a predicted model, not a curated record.